CCGAGGCUGGAGGGGGAGGGUUUGGGGGUGUUUGCCCGAGGCUGGGGAAGCUCUUACAGCCGUUAUUGCGACACAUCCCUUCCCCCAGCUCAUGCCCGGCCUCGGCUUUGCAGCAAGUUCCAGGGUGUUUGAGGAAGUUCUUUGGGGCUCUCACAGACCCGUCGGUGAAGCUCCGGGGAAUUGGGCAUCAUCCCCCCCUGGCAUCAUCCCCCCUGGCAUCAUCCCCCCUGCAUCAUCCCUCCUGGCAUCAUCCCCCCGGGCAUCAUCCCCCCGGGCACCUCCUGCAGCUCAGCCAAGGUGCUGACGCGGUGCUGAGCCCUUCCCGGGCCGCAGGGGAUGCUCUGAGCGCUCCCUGGCGCUGCCAGGGGGGGGUCUCCGCCCUUAUCCCCCCCCAGCAUGGCAGAGGAGGGCGAUGCCCUGCCCGUGAGCUCCUGGCUGGCCUCGCUGCACCUCGAGCAAUACUCGGCGAGCUUCCAGCGCAGCGGGCUGCGGGCGGUGGGCGACUGCCGGGGGCUGGCGGAGCCGGGGCUGCGGCGCUUGGGCGUGUUGCUGCCCGGCCACCGGCGGCGCAUCCUCCUGGCACUGCACAAAGCCUUCGCUGAGACCCCCCCGCUGCCCCCCUCCUCAUCCUCAUCCUCCUCCCUUCCUCCUCCUCCUCUUCCCGCAGCUCUAAAACCCAUCCCCAUGAAACGCCACAUCUUCCACCGCAGCCCCCCGUCGGAGCCCCCCGAAGUGCCCGGGGGAGGGUCCCCGCCGCUGCUGGUGGCACAAGGGGGGGUUGGCAUCGCUCAGCUGCCCCCUCCCAUCCCACCCAGGGUGGGCUGCAGACCCCCCCUUCAGUUCUCCACGUCGUUAAGGGGUGGUAACCCCGAGCCCCUCCCCCUGCCCCAAACGUGCCCCCCCGAUGAGCCCCCUGAGACCCCCCCGGCGAGACCCCCGCUGCCAGCCAAGAGGCACCAGCUGGAGGCCAAGUGCCAGUCCCUGAAGACCCCCCCGACGUGCAGCAGCCCCCCGGAGCUGCCCCCCAGGGCUGUGGCACACAGGAGCAUCUCUGCCAAAGAGGAGGAGCCCAACCCUGAGAGAGCAGCUGAGAGCCCCCCAGCCCCACAAAGCCCCCCAGCAAAGCCACUGGAGCUGCCCUCCAAGGGCAACCUGCCCUUUGUGCCUGAGUUUGAUGACUCUGACUACGAGGACUCUGCCUGGGAGGGGGAAUUAGCCAGAGCCAGGGCAGAGAUGGCCACUGAGCCCCCCCAGGGGGAUGCAGAGCCUGUGCCAGCCCAGCCACACUCCAGUCUCAGCAGCCUGUGCAGUGAGGACGAGCUGCUGGAGGAUCAGGACGAUGCUGCCCCAGCCAACAGUGCCAGUGGCUGGAGGGACACAGCCAUGGAGGGCACAGUGCCCACCCUGCUCUCCCCCACCAUCAAAGUGGGCUGGUUGGACAAGAACCCACCCCAGGGGUCCUACAUCUACCAGAAGCGCUGGGUGAAGCUGGAUGGAGACUACCUGAGCUACUAUGAGAGUGAGAAGGACACCUACUCCAAACGUUUCAUCCCUGUCUCCUCCAUCUGCCACGUCUCCAGCGUCGGUGAGCACAAGUUCGAGGUGAUCACCACCAAGCGCAACUUCGUGUUCCGAGCCGAGAGUGAUGCUGAGCGCAAGGAGUGGAUGAGGAUGCUGCAGCAGGUCGCUGAGGAGCAGAGGAGCAGAGAUCCUGGCAGGACAUCGCUGGCUUCAGCUCAGCCAGUGGACAAGAGUGGCUUCCUGGAGCUCAGGGGCUUCAAACACAAGCUCUUUGUGGCUGUGGCUGGGGACAGAGUUUUCCUCUACAAGAAUGCAGAGGAUUACCAGCUGGGCAUUGGCAUCACCUACAUCGAGAUGAACGUGGGCAAUGUGAAGGAGGUGGAUCGCCGGGGCUUUGACCUCACCACUCCCUACAGGCUGUUCAGCUUCUGUGCAGACUCAGAGCAGGAGAAGGAGGAGUGGGUGGCAGCCAUGCAGCAAGCCAUCGCUGGGGCUCUCUCCAACUCAGAGGUGGCUGAGAGGAUCUGGGCUGUGGAGUCCAACUGCUUCUGUGCUGACUGUGGCUCCCCCAGGCCUGAGUGGGCCUCCAUCAACCUCUGUGUGGUCAUCUGCAAGAGAUGUGCAGGGGAGCACCGAGGGCUGGGCUCUGGCAUCACCAAGGUUCGCAGCCUGAAGAUGGAUGGGAAGGUGUGGACAGAGGAGCUGAUCCAGCUGUUCCAGCAGCUGGGGAACGCUGCUGCCAACCGCUUCUGGGCUGCCAACGUGCCCCCCAGCGAAGCCAUCGGCCCCGGCAGCUCCAGCCGGGACAGGAGGCGGUUCCUGCUCGCCAAGUACCGCCAGGGCAAGUACCGGCGCUACCACCCGCUGUUCGGCAACCAGGACGAGCUCGACAGGGCUCUGUGCGUGGCCGUCACCACGAGUGACCUGGCAGAGACCCAGGCUCUGCUGUUCUGCGGGGCCGCCGUGGGCUGUGCCACCGGGGACCCCGAGUGCCCGUCGCCGCUGGCCCUGGCACGGAGGAGCGGCCAGAGGCUGCAGAUGGAGUUCCUGCACCACAACAGAACCUCGGAGGCUCCACGCCUGGAGGUGGGGGGCAGUGAGGAGAAGCCCUACUCAGUGCCCCUGCCCUCUGUCACCCACCAUGGCUUCCUCUACAAAACCCCCUCCAUGGCCAAGCCCGUCAGCGAGCGCAAGGGCCAGGAAGAGUUCAGCCGCCGCUGGUGCUCGCUGCACGACGGGCUCCUCAGCUACUACGACAGCGACCGCAACUCCGUCCCCAACGGCGAGAUCCGUGUGCAGGACAUGGUGUGUCUCGUGAGCCACCCACCCCAUGCCCAUGGCUUUGAGAGCACCUUUGAGAUCUACAUCGAGUCAGAGAGGCUCUACCUCUUCGGGCUGGAGAGUGCUGCUGCUGCUCGCCAGUGGCUCAAGUCCCUGGCCAAGGCUUUCAUCCAUCCCAAUGCUGAGGAGCUCCUGAGCUUGGAUUUUGAGCGUGUGGGCCGUUUGGACUACAAGGGAGGCCUCAACCUGGAGCAGCCCAGGGAGGGUUGGUUUGCUCUGGCUGGCUCUGAGCUGCAUCUCUGCAGCCAGGAUGGGCAGAGGCAGGAGCCUCUCCAGCUUCGCAAGCUCCAGGAGCUCUCCAUCCAGGGAGACCCUGAGGUGCUGGUGCUGGUGGAGAGGCGAAGGACUCUGUACAUCCAAGGGGAGAGGAGGUUGGAUUUCCUAGGUUGGGUCCAGGCCAUCCAAAAAGCUGCCAGCAGCUCUGGGGACACCCUGUCAGAGCAGCAGCUGACCGAGGCUGACGUGCCACUGCUGGUGGAUCGCUGCAUCGACUACAUCACCCAGUGUGGGCUGACAUCUGAGGGCAUCUACCGCAAGAGUGGGCAGAACUCCAAGACCACGAGGCUGCUGGAGCUGCUGCGCCGGGACGCCCGCAGCGUGCACCUCAAGGAGGGGCAGCACCACGUGGACGACGUUGCCAACACCCUCAAACGCUUCUUCCGUGACCUGGGUGAUGGGCUCUUCACUGCCAAGUGGGGGCAGGACUGGCUGCAGGUCACAGCGCUGGAGGACGAGGAGGCGAAGGUCAGCGAGUACCGGCGGCUCCUGGCCACGCUGCCCACCGUCAACAGGGCAACGCUCAAGGCUCUCAUCAACCACCUCUUCAGGGUGCAGCUCUUCUCUGGGGAGAACCAGAUGAACACACACAACUUGGCCAUUGUCUUUGGGCCCACACUCUUCCAGACAGAUGGGAAGGACUACAAGGCUGGCCGGGUGGUGGAGGACCUCAUCAGCCACUACGUGGAGGUCUUUAAUGUCAAUGACCAGGAGAUGAAGAAACAGCAGGAUGAGAUCAUGGCCAUCAUGAAGAUGCGGGAGGCAGCGUCUAGUGGGACUCAGCAAGCUGGGGACUUCAUCUGCACUGUCUACCUGGAGGAGAAGAAAACAGAGACAGAGCAGCAUGUGAAGAUCCCAGCCACCAUGACAGCUGAGGAGCUCACCUUCGAGAUCCUGGACAGGAGGAAGAUCCUGAUGAAGGAGAAGGACUAUUGGAGCUGCUUUGAAGUGAAUGAGAGGGAGGAGGCAGAGCGGCCCCUGCACUACUCUGAGAAGGUGCUGCCCAUUUUGCACAGCCUGGGCACCGACAGCUACCUGGUGGUGAAGAAGCAGAUGGCCAUGGAGAACAUGCUCAUCUACCUGGCCAGCAGGGUGGGCGACUGCAAGCACGGCAUGGUGAGGUUCAGGGAGGACAGGAGCGUGCUGGGGCUGGGCCUGAGCAGCAGCUUCCACGAGCGCUACGUCAUCCUGAGCCACAGCUGCCUGCGCCUCUACAGGGACGUGCGGAGCCACAAGCCAGAGAAGGAGUGGCCUGUCAGCAACCUGAGGGUCUAUCUCGGGGUUAAGAAGAAGCUUCGGCCCCCCACGUGUUGGGGCUUUACAGUCUUCUAUGAGAACGAGAAGCAUGAGAAGCAGCAGUGGUACCUGUGCUGUGAUACCCAGGCUGACCUGCGGGAGUGGUUUGCCACCUUCCUCCAUGUGCAGCAUGGAGGAGCCCUGUGGCCCUCGGAGGACUCCAGGGUGCGUGUGUCCCGCUGGCAGCAGGACUCCAGGCUGGGGAACAUCUCCCUCAUCCCUCUGAGGGGCAACGAGAGCGAGAUGAGGAACAGUGUGGCUGCUUUUGCUACUGACCCACUGACUCUCCUGAGGAAUGCCUGAGCUGGAAGCCUGACACACAGGGUUCAACCAGGAAGGAGCAGGGUCCCACCCCAGCCCUGGGGAAGAGGUGGGGAGGGGUCCCACCAACCACCUCUGGACCUUUUCAUCCUCCAGUGACUCCACUCCACAGGGCAACCACGAAAGGGGGGAGGAGAUGCCAACGAGGCCACCCAGCAACUGGCAGAGCUGGUCUUGGCAGCCAGGGCAGGGUGCCCACCCCCUCCAGGGCAAUGCCAACCUGCACCAGGCUCCAGCACAGAGGCACAGCCUCAGGGAGUGUCCUGGCACAGGAGGGGAGGCUUUUGCUUCUCCUCUUCCUCCCUCUAUCUUCAAGUCCCUCUCUAUUCAAAGGACAAUGUAGGGGAGAGCAGCUCAUGCCCUGGUGCUGCUGGGGAGGGGGUGCCCCAUCCCUGGGGUCCCCCCCAAAUCUGUGUCAGGGAAGGCAUCCAGAGCUUCUACAUCCCCCCUUCCUCCCCCAGAUUGCUGGGGGGUGCCUGUGGCCACUGUGCCCCCUGUCCCCUGGCUGCAAGGGCAUGGUUUGGGGUGACAGGAGGUGCCCCCUCAUCCCACCUCUUGGUGAUAUUAAAGGGUUUGGGGACAUGG
Colius striatus (speckled mousebird) is the source of this 5340-nucleotide messenger RNA. RefSeq names its product ArfGAP with RhoGAP domain, ankyrin repeat and PH domain 1 (gene ARAP1). Bases 397 to 4737 code for a protein of 1446 amino acids. Gene Ontology annotation, molecular function: GTPase activator activity; protein binding; phosphatidylinositol-3,4,5-trisphosphate binding. Lineage: Eukaryota; Metazoa; Chordata; Aves; Coliiformes; Coliidae. Gene Ontology annotation, cellular component: trans-Golgi network; plasma membrane; cytoplasmic vesicle. The record is from RefSeq and is a predicted model, not a curated record. The transcript is spliced from 34 exons. Gene Ontology annotation, biological process: positive regulation of GTPase activity; signal transduction.